Monoraphidium neglectum is the source of this 3096-nucleotide messenger RNA. RefSeq names its product adenosylhomocysteinase. NCBI's taxonomy places the organism in Eukaryota, Viridiplantae, Chlorophyta, Chlorophyceae, Sphaeropleales, Selenastraceae. The transcript has 20 exons. Gene Ontology annotation, cellular component: cytosol. Bases 1 to 3096 code for a protein of 1031 amino acids. The record is from RefSeq and is a predicted model, not a curated record. Gene Ontology annotation, biological process: L-methionine cycle. Gene Ontology annotation, molecular function: adenosylhomocysteinase activity; protein binding.
AUGUUUGCCGCGGGGUCCUUCAACAGCAUCGCGCUCUGCGACCGCAUGGGCUGGGCGCACGCCAAGGCCCGCGCGGAGGUGGGGUCAAUCCUGGGCCUGGCCUGGUCCCCCGACGGCAUGCAGCUGGCAGGCUGCGGCGGCGGCGGAGGUGUGGUGUUUGGGCGGCUGGUCGACAUCCGAUUGGAGGACAGGCGCGUGCACGCGCUCCUGGAGGACGAGCGGCGGAUCCGCGUGCAUGACGUGCUGGGGGAGACGCAGGAGCUGCUUGAAUUCAGGGACCCCGUGGUCAAGGUGUCACUGGGCUACGGCCACCUGGUGGUCGCGGCGUCGGCGCAGUGCCACAUCUACAGCACCUCCAACUUCAACACGCCCCACAUCUUCGACCUGCAGCAGCCACUGCACCUGCUCCUGCAGUGCGAGCGCUCCAUGCUGCUCUGCGACGCGGCGUCGGGCAUGCAGGUGGUGACGUAUGACGGCCGCGUGGUGUGCAGCCCGAAGGCCGCCGGCAUGCGGCAGGAGCUGCUGUCCGCGCAGAUGGUCAGCCUCAGCCCCGACACGCUGGCGGCGAUGGACGGGCCGGGGGGCAGCAGCGUGCGGUUGUUCGACACCGCGCAGGGCCGCCAGCAAGGGGAGCCCGUAGCUCAUGGAGUGGAGAUUCGACAAGUGGCACUCAGCCAGGCCGGCACAGUGGCGGAGCGGCUGCUGGCCAUAGUGGACUCCAACAGGGACCUGACCCUCGUGCAUGUGGCGCGCCGAGCAUCCUCCAAGCUGGCCUCCAACGUCGACGCGGCCACGUGGCACGACGCGUGCCCCAUGCUGGCGGCCGUGGUGGACGGGAAGCUGGUGGUGUGGCACCACCCGGGGGUCGCAUUUGUCGACCCAGGGCUGCUGGAUGCAACGCGCGCCACGCGCGGGGACAGCAACUUUGGGCCAGGCGCGCAGGUGUCAGAUUUCUUCGGCGGCAAUGUCCUGGUGGCGCGCGCUGAUGGCGCGCGGGUAGCUGCGUGGGUGCCACCCCACCCGGCCAUGCUCUAUGAGCUGGUGCGGGGCGCGCAGUGGGACAAGGCAGCGCGCCUGUGCAGGUUUGUUGGUGACCCCAGCCUCUGGGCGGUCCUAGCUGCCAUGGCAGUGGGUGCCGGCGAGCUAGCAGUAGGCGAGGCGGCGUUCGCCGCCAUCGGCGCCGCUGAUAAGCUCAUGUUUGUGCAGCGCUGCGGGCAGCUGCGAAGCACCCAGGCUCGCGCAGCGGAGUUGGCGCUUUACCGGCGGCAGCCGGCAGAGGCUGAGGCGCUGUUGCUGCAGGCGGGCCUGGUUUACCGGGCAGUCAAGCUCCACAUCCGCAUGCAUCAAUGGGCCCGUGCACUCGAGCUGGCGCAGAAGCAAGGGCAGCACGUGGACACGGUGCUGCUCCACCGCCGCCGCCACUUGCAGCGGUGCGGCCAGCAGGAGACGCUCGAGCCGUUCCGCAAAGCUGCGGCCGAGGUGGCAGUCGAUGAGGAGGGCGUGAUGCGGCGCGCGCACGAAGAGAGGCAGCGGGAGCGGGAGGGGGGCAGCGGACCACCAACAGAAAUUUUACAUCGGAGUCCGUACAGCGCGAUAGCGUUCGACGAGGAGAUCGUCGCCCACCGCAUCGCAAACAUGGCUGUCGAGCUUAAGAAGGAGCAGGGUGCUAGCGGUCGUGAGUUCAAGGUCAAGGACAUCAAUGAGGCCGAUUUCGGUCGUCUCGAGAUCGAGCUCGCUGAGGCCGAGAUGCCCGGCCUGAUGGCGUGCCGCGACGAGUUCGGCCCCAGCCAGCCCUUCAAGGGCACCCGCAUCGCCGGCUCCCUGCACAUGACCAUCCAGACCGCCGUGCUGAUCGAGACCCUGGUGGCCCUCGGCGCCGAGGUCCGGUGGUGCAGCUGCAACAUCUUCUCCACCCAGGACCACGCCGCCUCGGCCAUCGCGCGCGACUCCGCCAGCGUGUUUGCCUGGAAGGGCGAGACCCUGGAGGAGUACUGGUGGUGCACCGAGCAGGCGCUGACCUGGCCCGACGGCGAGGGCGCCGACCUGCUGGUCGACGACGGUGGCGACGCCACCCUCAUCAUCCACGAGGGUGUGAAGGCCGAGGCCGACUUCGCAAAGGACGGGACCGUGCCCGACCCCAACUCCACCACCAACCCCGAGUUCAAGAUCGUGCUCUCCAUCAUCAAGGAGACCCUGAAGACGGACCCCACCAAGUGGACCCGCAUGGCCAAGAAGAUGCAGGGCGUGUCUGAGGAGACCACCACCGGCGUGAAGCGCCUGUAUGAGAUGCAGGACGCCGGCACCCUGCUUUUCCCCGCCAUCAACGUGAACGACAGCGUCACCAAGUCCAAGUUCGACAACGUGUACGGCUGCCGCCACUCGCUGCCUGACGGCAUCAUGCGCGCCACCGACGUCAUGAUCGCCGGCAAGAUCGCGUUCAUCGCGGGCUACGGUGACGUGGGCAAGGGCUGCGCCAGCGCCAUGAAGGCCGGCGGCGCGCGCGUGAUCGUGAGCGAGAUCGACCCCAUCUGCGCGCUGCAGGCGUCCAUGGAGGGCUACCAGGUGCUGCCCCUGGAGGACGUGCUGGAGACCGCCGACAUCUUCAUCACCACCACCGGCAACAAGGACAUCAUCAUGGCCGAGCACAUGGCCAAGAUGAAGAACAACGCCAUCGUCGGCAACAUCGGUCACUUUGAUAACGAGAUUGACAUGGCCGGCCUCUACGACUACCCCGGCAUCAAGCGCCAGAACAUCAAGCCCCAGGUGGACCGCUUCAUCUUCCCCGACGGCCACGGCGUGAUCGUGCUGGCUGAGGGCCGCCUGCUCAACCUGGGCUGCGCCACCGGCCACCCCAGCUUCGUGAUGAGCUGCUCAUUCACCAACCAGGUGAUCGCCCAGCUGGAGCUCUGGAACGAGCGCAACAGCGGCCGCUACGAGAAGAAGGUGUACGUGCUGCCCAAGCACCUGGACGAGAAGGUGGCCGCCCUCCACCUGCCCAAGCUGGGCGUGAAGCUCACGCGCCUGACGCCGUCGCAGGCGACCUACAUCAACGUGCCCGUCGACGGCCCCUACAAGCCCCCGGCGUACCGCUACUAG